UGUGAAACCUGAAACUUAAAUGUGAUAAUUUACUGAUUUAUUUGUAUUAAUACACUAUUAAAAAUGAUGUGUAAGCAUGUAGAGUUUAUUUAAGCCUACAUGUGUCAUGUGUUCAGGCAGUCUCACCUGGCUUUACCGGAUCACAAAGGAAUGAUAUUCUCGGUUGUAGUGCAGAGGCCUUGUAGCCAGAGUCGAGUGGUACAUUCUGAGAGAGGAGAGGACGGUGCUCGGUUGAAACAUUCCAGCGUGCUCCUCGAAGCACGUGCCGGCGUCUCGAGCUGAACUUCCUGGUCCCGCAGAAGGAGGAGGCGUGACGUCGCUGCCCGCAGAGAGGCCCGCACGGCAGCGGCAGAGAGGCAGGGGGACGGCGCGCUGCUGCAGCCGCAGAGCAGAGACCGCUGCGGGAGAGACACGGGGAGGAGCGGCAGCCGGGACACACACACACACACACACAGGCGUUCACACCUACACACAACAACCGGCAAACACGGCAACUUUGCAGAGGCGACAGACGGCCAUAAUGCGGCACCGACCCCGGAGCUGAUGUGACUGCGCACACCCAGGAGCAAGGGAGGACGCGGCGGACGCCACCACCACCACCACCACCUCUCCCCCGGGUGCCUCGUCGCGGUGUGCGCGGCAGGUCGGUCGGUCGGACCGAGGAGGAGGUGGGGGGUGAGAGGAGCUAGGACAUGUCCUCGCUAACGGUAGAGGAGGACCAGAAAUGGUUACCGACACACGUCCAGGUGACGGUGCUGAGAGGAAGGGGCUUACGGGGCAAGGGCAAGCACGGCACCAGCGACGUGUACACCAUCAUCCAGCUGGGGAAGGAGAAAUAUUCCACCUGCGUGGCGGAGAAGACCACCGAGCCCGAGUGGAGGGAGGAGUGCUCGUUCGAGCUGCAGCCCGGCGCGCCGGAGAGCGGCGGGCGGAGCGGCUGUCCGCCGGCCGGGAGCAACGAGCUGGUCCUCAUCGCGAUGCACCAGGCGCUCAUGGGGCUGGACGUCUUCCUCGGACAGGCGGUGAUGCAGCUGGACAAGAUCUUCAAUGAGACGAGAUGCGUGAAAAACGAGUGGUACAAGCUCAACUCCAAGACGGGCAAGAAGGAGAAGGAGCGAGGAGACAUUCAGGUCACGGUCCAGUUCACCCGCAACAACCUGACGGCCAGCAUGUACGACCUGGUCAUGAAGGACAAGGGCGCCUCCACCUUCGGCAAGCUCAAAGAGCGCAUCAAGGGGAAGCUGAGGCCCAGCGAGUACGACUCGUCGUUGGCCGUCCUGCCGAGCGGUUACGGGUCGCUGCACCGGAUGCGGCAGCGGCUGCCGAGCGACGGAGGCGGGGAGGAGGACUACGAGGACGACGAGGGGGGCGAGGCCCGGCGAAGCAAGAUGAGGACCUUCUUCCUGAGAGGGAAGCUGAGGAAGUCGUCGGACGCUCGUUCCAGCACGUCGCUGGGCUCGGAGAGCAGCGAGUCGUCGCGGGGAGGGAGCCUGAGCCCCACGGCCGGCAUCAGCGUGGUGGUCUCCGACCUGUCCAACUCGCCCAGCAACAGCAGCAACCUGACGGCCGACAACAGCCCAGAUCACGCGUCCUCUCUCAUUUGCGAGUUUGGUGACGACGACGACGACGGUGACAUCACCAUCGCAGUGCCUCAGCUCAUUGUGGGCGUUAACGGAAGCCACGUGUACGGCGUCCGGCCCCUGGACUCGGGCUCGGGGAAACCUGCGGACUCUUUAGGCCUCGGGCCGCUGCAGAGUUCUUUGCCUCACUCCGUGUCCCUGCAGAACCUCAGGCCUUCCGCGGACCUCGACAAAGGCCCCGUCGGAGACGGCCGCCGCUGGUCUUUUGACAAGCCCUGCGAGGAGGAGAAGGCGGCCAUAGCGGCGGCCCUGGAGAAAAGCGGCCCCAUGCUGGGCGACGAUGAGGAGCAGUCGGGACGGGACGCUCCGCCCAGAUCCGCCUGCUCUUCCUCCUCCACGGUGGAGUCGGAGAGCCAGGGGAAGAAGCAGAGGAUGAACUCGUCUUCCCAGGGGAGAAGCGAGUCGGCGGGCAGAGGGCAGAAUCAGUCCAAGGAUGAGUCUGAACAGGCCCCCGCCGCCGCCGAGGAGAAACACAAGGGAUGGUUUGGAUCAAAGGACUCGCACAACAAACCCAGCCUGGUGAUGUCACCUAAACUAGAGCCCAGCACUGACCCCCACCCACCACUCAGCCGCCACCCACCGGGUCCUCCUGUCGAGCUCACCCCUCUGGUUUCCCCGCUGCAUCACACUAACCCUUUCUCCCACUCGCAGACCUCACCGCCUCCCAUAUCCCCCUGCAACCCUUUCUUCUCUCUCCUCCAGCACAACCCUUUCUAUGACCACGCGCUAACCGCUCGGGCCCUAAACCCUCCGCUGCCUCCUCUGCCCUAUCUCUCCAGUUCGCGGCCCCCUGUAGCUCGACUCUUUCCGCAGGCGGGUAACCCCACCCCGGUUCGCGGCGACCCGCCCGCAGAGGACGCCAUCGCCGGCACAGUUGCAAAGGGCAAAGCCGUGGAACGACCUGUCCCCCCGGUUCCGACGGAAGGGGAAAAACCGUUCCGCGGGAAGUCGCCCCGCACUUUGACGCUGGACCCGUUCUCGGAGUGGGACGAGUCUUUCCAAGCGUUUGCAGCUGGCAGGCUGCAGUCUCCUGAGGAUCUGACCACAGACUGCAAAACGCAGCCAAACGCACCGAGCGGCCGUCCGCUGGAACGCGGCGACGACGGAGCGGCGACGCGACCGAGAACGGAUCCGACCGCCGACGCGCCGCAGCGUCAACCUCGCGCAGGAUUUGCAUCCGAUAUACAAAAGGCCGUCGGCCAGGCGACCAGCCCGUGUCAUCCCGACACAUUUGCACAAUUCCUCGAGACGAUCCCGGAGCACGCGAGCUUUGAGAGCGACUCGCCAAAACUGGACGCUUGCGCCGAGACGAAUCGAGCUAACGGUGCUACUCACGCAAACGAUUUAACCGACACUAAUAUGCAUCAGGCCCCCCGUCGCUCCUCAUUUGUAAAGCUCAACAGCAGCUCCCCGGAUCCGAGUCUUUCGGGUAUCGGCAGUUCGGAAGCAGAAGAGGAUUUUGUCUCCUUCCUCUCGUCUUAUUCAGACAAACUCUCGGCAUCCUCCUCCGAGGAAGCGGGGGCACGGAACUUUGAAAGCAACAUCCUCUGCUUUGAGAAAUCAUGUCAUUCAUCUGUUGUACAGCACACAAAGCCCUCAGAGGACGUUACCGACAGGUCCACCGAUGUAUCUUCAGCCGAUGUAGCUCAGCACACUGUUGUUCAGCGCGGUGCGGGUGAUGAAGAGGGUUCACUGGCACUGCAGCCCCCAUCACUUCCACAUCAGCAGCCGGCGAUCGAUACAAGUGAGGACGCUGUUACUCAGUCACCAAACUCAUCAAGUGCUCACUUGUUACCAGAACAGCCCAAAUCCAAAGAAUCCGAAGAAUCUUUACAGCCUGUCGAUGAAAUUGGAGAGAAGUUCCUCGAUGAAUUUCUCCCGGAUUUCUCGACCGCGAUGAAUGAUUCCCCCGAGUCUGUAAGCAACACUACAGACGUGACGGCUUCUACGACUCCAGAUGAUGAACUCCACUCCCCGCACCCAUCGCUACACAUCAUCACCUCCUCCCCCGAUGUGCGGCGGAGGUCGUCGGACUCGCCCGUUGCGAGCACUCGUUUAGGGCGGCGGGAUGCGAGCCGGCGUUCCCCACGCGGCCCUUUUGCCGAUUUCCUCGACACCAGUCGCAUCGCAAACGGUCCCGAUCAAGACUCCGACGACGCGCUACUGCACGCCCGAGAGUCCGAUCGGAGCGCCAGCAGCUUUUCCCAAAGCCUUUAUGUCACCGCCGACUCGCAGGAUUACCAAACCUGCGAGUCUCGCUCGGCGUCCGAGUGCUCCGGCGGCUCGGAGCCGAACGAGACGCUGCACUCUGCGAGCGCCACGCUCCGCGGCGAGCUGAACGACACGCGUCCGACCGCCGGUGCCGCCGCGGGCCGAGAAGACUCCGCCGAUGCGUGCGAGAAACCACGCGGCGAAGGAGUCAACCGGUCCGGCCAAUCUGGAGGACCCAUCUGUGGCGCCGAGGGCAAGACGGCAACUCUUGAACCAAUUUUCCCGAUGGCGGAUGACUUCGAUUUACUCCCCGUGGCGUUGACGGACUCUCACGUGAGCUGUGAUCUGGGGAAGCGCUCAGAGGGACGCGGUGUCUUCGGCGACGCGCCGCCGACGCGCCCUGAGCCACCGAGCGCUUCGCUACACCGCUCCCAGUCCGAAGGGUCUCUGACUCCCGCCUUCGACGAACUCCUCCUCCUGCCCUGCUUUGGUAGCGACCCCGGUGCGAUACAGGAGUCCUUUUCCACUGGGCCUGGCCCUCGCCUCCCCUAUUUGACCUCCUUUGCUCCUUGUCUAACUCCUCAAAGUAGUAGCUCCCCUGUCACGCUAUGUUCCCUGCCUCCUCUUGCCAACGCUUCGGCGAGGUCACCACACAGCACGGCGCGAGAGCCAUUGCUUCAGGAGACGACGCCUCCUCCUCCGCAGGCAGCCAAUCAGCAGAACAGCCCCCACCCGGUGAAGCCCCUGACCACUGCCAUACCGGCUGAGGAGAAGCGGACGGAGGGCCGGUCAGUGCUGGAGAAGCUCAAGUCCACCAUCCACCCCGGGAGGGUCAGCCAGCUCACCGAGCAGGAGACGGAGAGGAAGAAGUCCGUCACGGAGGGGGCGGGCUCGUACUACCACCUGAACCACCGCGAGCUGGUCGCCCUGCUGGUGCAGCGGGAGGCCGACCUGACGAGGCAGAAGGCGGAGCUUGAGCGUCAGAAACUGCUGCUGGCGAAGCGGGAGGCGGAGCUGCGGAAGCUGAAGCCGCAGGUCAAAGACCUGGAGGACUACAUUGACACGCUGCUGGUGCGCAUCAUGGAGCAGAAGCCCACUCUCCUGCAGGUGGUGCGCUCCAAGUUAAAGUGACGGAGAGAAGGGGGCGGGGCUUUCUCAGCUCCGUCCACUCCGUCCGCCACAACAGCUCUUUUGGUCUUUUCACUGCUCUGCUGUCCUUUUUGAUACAUAUAAAUAUUUCGGCGGCACCGAGAGAGAGAGAGAGAUAUCGAGGCGGUGUUUUCCAGCCGGCAUGCUGAACUGUGCUGAAGAGCGCGCCCUCGUCGGAAGGCUUUGGUUCCGGGCGGUUCUGAAUGUAGCGGGUCCUCAGGUUGUUUUCAGGUUUUUGAGACGCUUCCACUUAUGGAUCCUGAUUGUCAAUACAGCGAUUCCUCCCUUUCACCUCACCUCACUUCUAUCACCUUAUCACAGGAGAGAGGAACGGCAGAGUUUCAGUCCACAACACUGAAUAUACAACUCGCUGAGCGUGUGUUGCAGUUCUGUAGGGAAACGAGAGCCAUCGGGUGGGUUCGCAUGGUCCAGACCGUUGACUUCAAAUUGCAUACUUUCACAUCAAUUCUGGCCAUUUCUGCAGCAUACAUCAGGGUUUAGUCUGAUUUUAUACCUGCGAGGCAGCCUUAGGUUUAGCUUCAUUUCAAUGCAGCAUGAAACUCAACUUGCAGGGACUUGAAGCCAUUGAGUGAACAUUUGCUCUUAUGUCAUCGUCGUGUUCUGAAGGAAGCCAAGCUGUAGAAAGUAAUGCGGACGGGUUCAGUUGACAAGACGGCAACGCUCUCGCAAGGUCUGCCACUUUUGUUAUUUUCAUUUUCAAUUAAACUGCAGAUUAUUUUCUUGAUUAAUCUUUUGGUUUACAAAAGGAUCAGAGCGCAAGGGGACGUUCAGAUUUCCUGUUUUGUUUGGUUAAUGAGGUAAACGAGCUGCCAAACCACCAGUGUGUCUCUAACACAACGACGCACUUGAAUGUCACCUCGGUGAUCGGCACCGCUUCCUCCUCGGGGCGUUUCUGUUGUUUUGGAUUGAAACUCUACAAAUGUUCCCACAAUGAAUACCGAGCGCUCCGACUCGUUUUCUUUGGAAGCUGCAGACCAAAUGAGCGGCGCGGGCGCUCGGCCUCGUCGCGUGCACAUGACCGGGGACUGGCUGUAGCGUCUGAAUGUUCAAAAGUGUUCUUAGCCAGCAAGUGAAUGGUUUUUCUUUCAGACGCACGAUUAAGUGCCGUUUUAUCUUUUGCUUGCGCCCACCCGCCUUUUCCUCUGUUCUUUUUGAGCAUGUCUUGAAGUUACCCAUAAUGCUCAGCCACAUAAGCUAACUGAUCCUUGUAUGUGUUAUCAGGUGAAGACAGGAUGUGUGUGUGUGUGUGUGUGUGUGUGUGUGUGUGUGUGUGUGUGUGUGUGUGUGUGUGUGUGUGUGUGUGUGUGUGUGUGUGUGUGUGUGUGUGUGUGUGUGUGUGUGUGUGUGUGUGUGUGUGUGUGUGUGUGUGUGUGUGUGUGUGUGUGUCUUCUCGACUCCCCUCCCUCGGUGUCUGUGUGUCACAUCCGCUUCUGCUCGAGCACGCACAUCGCCGCUGCUUCCAGGUGUCACACAGGGAUGUAUACCGCAUUUUACAGCAUCUAUAUGCCGUGUUGAAAUGCCACACGCUGCCUUAUUUUUUUUUGUUUUGACGUUUGUCAAGAAAUCUAGCACUUCAUUUUACUCGUUGGGCUGGAGGCAGGUUUUGAAGAAAAGCCAUCUGCUCACUAAGAGUCACUUCUUUUUUUCUUUUAUUUUUUACCUCUUCUGACGCUUUGUUUUGAUAUUGUUUAUAUCACUGCACAAAACUGAAUUGUAUGCAUACCAAUAGAAAAUGAGCAGUAACAGUGAUUUCCUGUGAAAUGCCAAAAAAUGAAACGAGCCUUGAAACUUAACCUGCGGAGCAGUAUUCUGAUAUGAUGCCACUUUUAACAGCGUUCGUGUAUGUUCUUGCACUACUUAAUCGUCAGAACAUACCUUUACUGUACCUGUCUGUUGAUAUCGGUAUUGUUGGAUCUCCUUUACACCGUACUGCACUUUCUAAUCGCUCUGAUUGAAGCACUUGGCCUACUUCGACGCCACAGCGAUGGUUUGCCAGUGAGCUUGAAGCGCACAACACCGUCCUGUCAUCUCUGUUCUGCAGCGCGAUCGCAAUAUGAAGCGCAUAGAUGACUGCAGAGGCGUAUUAAAUGUGACUCGGCCCUCACGACACGCAAGAAUAAGCGUCCUCUUCCAUGUCUUAUAUUUUCACUCUAUUUCAAACCGUUUGUAUUUCGUCCAUGAGUAUGCAGCCGGUGGAAUGUGCUUAAGGUGGUAUGUGAGAUUGGAAAGUUUACAAAUCGUGAUGCAAUUCUGUUUCACACAUUUUGUAUAUUUAAUAAAGAAUAUUUUGUGUUUCUUGCCCCCCGUAUGUUUGGUUGUCGAUCAUUCUUUGGGUGGCGUUUGUGUGUGUGUUUUCUUCACAGGGCAGACGGUGAUCUUUCUUUGUUUCCAGUGGAUUUUGAUGUUUGCAUUAAGGUUCUUUUUAUAAUAGUGAGCUCCAUUUUAUAUCUGGUUCCAAAGUACCCAAAAGCCUAGGUUUGUUUAACUAUUUCCCUUAUUUGUAGAACAAUUACAGAUAUACAGAUGCUGAUUAUCUUACUUCUCUGUUUUCUACAUCCUAACAGAAACACAUUUGAUAAAGUGAUAACAAACGUUUUUUUUCUAGCUAUCUUUCUUACAUCUAAUAUGUGAAAACACAAUUAAAGUGAUUUAUCUGCA
Messenger RNA from Pseudoliparis swirei, 7679 nucleotides. It is a transcript of the gene rab11fip5a, whose product is annotated as RAB11 family interacting protein 5a (class I). Gene Ontology annotation, biological process: regulated exocytosis. Gene Ontology annotation, molecular function: small GTPase binding. The transcript has 6 exons. Lineage: Eukaryota; Metazoa; Chordata; Actinopteri; Perciformes; Liparidae. Bases 693 to 4982 code for a protein of 1429 amino acids. Gene Ontology annotation, cellular component: phagocytic vesicle; mitochondrion; secretory granule. The record is from RefSeq and is a predicted model, not a curated record.